Messenger RNA from Clupea harengus (Atlantic herring), 894 nucleotides. RefSeq names its product TOG array regulator of axonemal microtubules protein 1-like. Bases 559 to 894 code for a protein of 111 amino acids. Gene Ontology annotation, biological process: microtubule cytoskeleton organization. Gene Ontology annotation, cellular component: cytoplasmic microtubule; cilium. Gene Ontology annotation, molecular function: microtubule binding. NCBI's taxonomy places the organism in Eukaryota, Metazoa, Chordata, Actinopteri, Clupeiformes, Clupeidae. The transcript is spliced from 3 exons. The record is from RefSeq and is a predicted model, not a curated record.
UCAGACUUCCCAAUGCCUCAUUUAGCUUUGUGAACAGCACAAGAACAGAGCUGUAACUAACUUAUGUUUAUUGCGUUCUCAAAGGUGAAGAACCUGCGCUCCAUGGUGUCCCGCACUGCCAUGGUGACCAUGGCCAACCUGUACGCUCAUCUGGGGCGGGCUAUGGAUGCGGAGGCAGAGGGAACUGCCCGGGCACUGCUGCAGAAGGCAGGAGAGGCCAGCGGCUUCAUCAGGGAUGAUGUGGAGCUGGCGCUGGGGUACAUGGUGGUUCACGUAACACCCUCACGCAGCAUGAACGCCCUCAUCAACACAGGAGUCAGGUGAGAAGUAGAGAUAGAUAUUUGUUUCAUCUGUCACCCCUUUUUGUUACUUUUUUACCUGAAUCGCUGUCCUUCUCUCCAGCUUCCCUCCUUGUUUACCGGUUCUCUGUCCUUGUUUACUGGUUCUCAAGAGGUUCUUUGUCUUACCUGUCUCUCUGGAUGUCUGUCUCACCUGUUUCCCUGUCUCACCUUGUUCACCUUGUUCUGUGGUUAUCUGUCUUAUCCAUUCUCUGUCUCCAUGUUUCUGUUGUUUUAUCUGAUUGGUUCUCUGCUUUUCAGGCACCGUAACACAGCCGUGAGGAAGAGUGCUGCUCAGCACCUGGAGAGACUGGUGAAGGUCAUGGGAUCGUCCCGCCUCCUGUCUGGGAAAAAGGACCUGACUGAACGCUUCAUCCAUGCCAUCUGCUGCCUGGCCGUUGACUGUGCACUGGAAGUCAGGACCCAUGCCCGUAACACUCUGGCCUUUCUGGCCUCCCACCCCAACCUCAUCAAGAUGGUGGAGAGGUUCGUCCCACAGAGAGACCACAUCACCAUCAAGGACAUUAUCAACAAAUGCCAGUGCAGAAAUGUGUGA